AUGAUGUAUGGAGGGCCGGGAGAUGGCACAAAGUUUUUUAUGCCUAGCAAUACAUUAUUUAACAAAGAUUGGUUAGACCGUAUAGAUAAUACAGGUGAAAAAUGCAGUAGAUGGUUAACAGAAGAUAGGGAAAAGUCAAAAUUUAUGUGUGCUGUUUGUGAGAGAAAUGAUCUUAGUUGUAAAAAUGGUGGCUGGACAGAUAUCAAGCAACAUUUUAACGGUAAACAGCAUCAACAAAGAAUGAAUGAAAUAUUCAAAUCUGGACAAACGAAAUUGUUGAAAACAUCAGUCGAAUUGAGUAUUGAUAAAAAUUCUAGCAAUAAAUCACGAUUAUUAAAUCAUGAAGAAAAAGUUAGCCGUGCUGAAACAUUAUGGGCUAUGACGGUGGCUCCUAAUGGAUUUAGUUACAAUUCCAACGAAUAUAUGAGUGAUAUUUUCAAAUGUAUGUUUCCAGAUAGCCGUAUUGCUCAAGAUUUCACAAUGGGUUCAACAAAGUUGUCCUACGCGAUUGCACAUGAAACUGGUAAAUAUUUUCAUGAUGAACUGGUUAGAGAUGUUGGUAAAGCACAAGCAUUCACAGUUAUAUUUGAUGAAACAACUGUGCCCGGUGUUAAAAAACAAUUAGAUAUAUAUUUACGCUAUUGGUCCGAGCAAGAUCAUCAAAUAAUUGUCAAAUAUUAUAAAAGUGUGUUGCUUGGACAUGCUACCGGUCAAAUUAUUGCUGAUUCAAUAAUUAGCUCAUUAAAAACAGAUGGUCUGGAUAUUAAAAAAAUUCUAAUGUUAGGUCGCGAUAAUCCAAACGUCAAUAAAACAGUGGAAAAUUUAAUUAAUAACACGAUAAAAGCGGAAAACAAUCAAACUAGACAAAAUAAUUUCAAUGAUAAAAAUGAAUGUAUGGGUUUACUUGAGAUUGGCACAUGCCCAUUACAUAUUGUGCAUAAUUCGUUUAAAAAUGACAUGAUAAAUGUUCAUUGGAAUAUAGAAGAGUUUUUAUGGUUUUUAUGGUAUUGGUUUAGUAGAUCGUCAGCACGUCGAGAGGAUUAUAUGACAACAGCAGAAUCAUUAACAAGUAUAAUUGGUAAAUUUAUGAUCCGUUUUGUUAACACCCGUUGGAUUGAGAUUAGUAAAGUCCUCGAACGUGCACUUGAACAAUGGAAUGUUAGUCAUGGCUAUUUUCUUAUAUAUUUCCCAAAAUUUCAACAGAAAACAAUUGAACAAAAUAAGCGUUAUACAGAUAUUGAGGGUGAAUUAGAAUACAACGUUACUAAGAUACGUUUAGAAUUUUUAUUGUAUGUGACGAAAAAUUUAUUCUAUCGAUAUCUCACAUGGUUUCAGAGUGAAGGACCACUCAUACAUUUACUUUAUGGUCAAUGUUCAGAAUUAUUGAAAGCAGAAUUUUUAUCAUUUGUAAAACAAGAAAUUAUUGGAAACCGAACUGGUAAAGAAUUAUUAUCAAUUGCUUACGAUUUGCAAGCAAAUCAGUUACUAGACUCACCAGUUCAAAUAGGUGAAUCAACUAGAAAAUCUUUAACAAAGUUAUCGUUUGAAGAUAGAAAAACAUUUUUUACUGAUGUCAGAAGCUUUUAUUAUUAUUUAGCUAAAGAACUGAUUCGAACAUUACCGCUGAAAUCCUUCAGUGUAUUAUUCGUCUGGGUCGUGCCUUACCAAGUAGGAGAAUCUCAAUAA
Messenger RNA from Didymodactylos carnosus, 1686 nucleotides. Lineage: Eukaryota; Metazoa; Rotifera; Eurotatoria; Philodinida; Philodinidae. The record is from the annotation of a GenBank genome assembly.